This is a messenger RNA of Salvelinus sp. IW2-2015, 5198 nucleotides long. RefSeq names its product LIM domain-containing protein 2. Gene Ontology annotation, cellular component: plasma membrane; actin cytoskeleton. Gene Ontology annotation, biological process: actin filament bundle assembly. The record is from RefSeq and is a predicted model, not a curated record. NCBI's taxonomy places the organism in Eukaryota, Metazoa, Chordata, Actinopteri, Salmoniformes, Salmonidae. Gene Ontology annotation, molecular function: actin filament binding.
CAUACCCUAAUAUUGGACAGAGGUCUGGCUUAUGCUUUCUAACGCUGACCGUUUCAAAGUUGUAAAUGGAAUUCAUAGACGAUGCUUACCCGUGCAAGCACGCACUUGAUGCUCCCAACCCUUCCCUCAAUACUUUUAUUAGGGAAGAGCUAGCCCCAGUGUGGUUUCCCUGGGCCUGAACAGACAUCCCCUGGUGAAGGCCUCUUUCUUCGAAGRAGGUUGCUGUCACCCACAGACCCCCUGCCAUUGUUGGGGUGGUCUGAGCUCCAGGGGAACAGGCAAUGGGAUUUAUCAUUGUAAUGAGAUUAGGAGCUCCUCAUCAGAGAGGGAGAGUCUCAACCUGAUCUGACUGUGGGUGUAGCACAGCAGGGCCUAACUGCUGCAUGGAAGAAUCUCAAAUGCAGUAAGUGUGGCCUACCUGAAACUCAAACAGAGAUGUGGUGUGAAUAAAUGACAGGUAAGAGACUGAAUUUUAAUGUUGCUAACGGUGGGAGCCUGAUCUAGCAAAAGUUAUUUUCUCUCUGGCUGGAGACUUUAGUAAGUGGUUCCAACUUCAAACUAAUCUAAAUGGGUACACCAAAUUGUAAUUGAAUUACCAUGUGUUAAUCUAAUGGGAAGGCUGCAUCUAGCCUACUGUUUUUGAGCACAUUUAGUUGUGAGCAUGGUUGGCACACCACAAUGUUCAUAUUGUCCCUCUGUCCUUCUCACCAUUUAAGGAGAGGUUUGGUCUGUGCACACAUCAUUCCCUGUGGUAGUUAUCUGCUGUAAUCAGCCUGUGCUCUAAGCCCAGUGGGGGGCAGUUAGCUGUAGCAGGCUCCCCACAGGGACUCUUAAAGUAUGUGUCAUCACUACUUCCUGCCACAACGUCAGUUUUUGGUCGGCUGUCAGUGGCGUGUCUUCAUGUACAAAUAAGGCAAAAGAAGACAGAUGGCACCAGCCAUGUAGAAGCCUUCCAGGACUGACUGCCUGCCUGCCAUGGAAUCUAUUCUUGUUUUCAUUAUCUUUUAGUGGCUAUGGCGAUUCUGGGCUUCAGUUUUAUCUUGUGCAGCCUGAAUUGGUGAUUAACUUUUCUGUAAGGUACUGUACGUUGCAUGCUGUGCUAAAACAGGAAACCAUUGCCUUUUUGAAGCAGUUUAUUUAUCUUAUGACAUAUGAGGCUCCUGUUGAGUGUUACUCAUGGUUGCUCUCUUGUUGCAACAGGAAGUUAGUUUACCAUGCAGCCAACCAAGCAGUGCACCCUGUACCCUACCCAAAUAUGAGAAUGAAGGAGACUUGGACAACAGAAAUGCCCCUGAAGAUAAACCUGUCCAGCGCUCCAAAUCCUUCAGCUUCAAGACACCGAGGGAGGUGUGRUCGUCAUGUGAGAAGACCGUCUACCCCAUGGAGAGAUUGGUGGCUAACAACCUGAUAUURCACUCGGCCUGUUUCUGCUGCAAACACUGCAACACCAAACUCAGCCUGGGCACAUUUGCUGCCCUUUCGGGUGAUUUCUACUGCAAGCCGCACUUCCAGCAGCUCUUCAAGAGCAAAGGCAACUAUGAUGAGGGCUUUGGCCGCAAGCAGCACAAGGAGCUUUGGACCUCCAAGGAGGGAGAGAACAUAACAAAGACUGCGUAGCCACGCCUGUCUGUCCCAACCCUUCUCCCACGGGAAAGGCUAUACGGACACUCCUGACCUGCAAACCCACUUUUAUUUUCAGAAUUGGUAACGGUCGGGGUUAGUUUUAGAUUUUGGGUAGUUUUGCAGGUCAGCAGUAUCCUGCUGGUAUUUCCCAUCUCAUCCCCAAAGCUGCCUCUUCUCCACCUCCAACAUGUCAUAAAGAGCACCAACAUGUCAUGAGGGGAGCAGUCAACGCUCCUGUGCGCUCGCUCCACAUCAUGGAAGACAGACACACCCACUAUGACUGGCCAGUCACGCCCCUGUUGCUCGACAUUUUAUUUAGUGGGGUGUUUAUUACUUUCAUUUGGUUUUAGUAUCAUUUUACAUUUGCUCUUCUGAAAUUGUUGAUUGGGACCAAACUGCUUAUUCACAAACCAGUGGUAUGUUUUUGCUGUCUGCGGACUACAUUAUCAUUGUUUUCUUGUUUAUUUUUCGGAUAAAUUUGCACCCUUUUGACGCAACAGGCGCAAGGACCGUAUGCUCAGGUGAACAUAUGGUUAGAGAAGCUGGAGUUCACUCUAAGCUGUAGUGCAUACUCAGGUCAACCAUACUGAGCUAGGUUCAUUAGCAACUUUGUAUUUUAUGACCUCUUUUUAGUUCCAUAUAGUCAAUUAAAUCUAACACCAAUUUUAACGACCAGUCCUCUGCAUUGCGGUAGCACCGGCGGAAGCCAAUUUGUGAGUUUGUCAGGGUUCACUUAUCUGAGAAACAAACACGGUACUGUGAAACUGUCACACAUUCUCUCUCUCUCUGGGUACAGUUAGUUGAAUUCUGUCUUACUGUUCAAAUGUUUUUUUGCUCCUAUGAUCUGAAUGGCUGCUAGGUUUCAGUUCUGCAUGUUUGUCCUGUAUGAGUCUUAGCUGUCAUACCUUUAGUCUGUACUGCCCUCCUGUGUUCUGGAUGACUUUUUACAACUAAUCCGCUUCAUUGACUCUUAAUCUCACUUUACUGGUUUUAAAAUGCACUCUUUGCUCUGUUAUUUGCUGGGUUUGACUGUCAUGCGAUAAGUUGCUCUCACUCGUAGAGGCUUUUUUGUCUUUAUUCUGAAUGAGAAGUAUCUCAUAGGUGUUUGUACAUAGCUUGUGCUUAGUGAACAUAUCGCACUAUACUGUGCACGUAUGACCAUGCAUGUUAACCAGACAGGUCAAUGUUUGAUUGGCAGGGAAUAUAGCCUAACAGGAAACCACAACUGUCACGCUAAUAUCCCCUGCUGCUUCCUGUCCAUGCAGAGCUGUCUGUUCAUGUGCUAAGUUGGUGUGUAAAACUAAGCGGGACUUUUGGAUCUUUCAAGACAACUGUGAACUCUGGUGGGGCAACAAUGUCAAAUCCUGAUGUCUGUUAUCUGCCAAUUGGGAAAGUCAGCUCUAGAAAGAGGCCAGAGUUCCUGACGCAGAAUUAUGAGUUGGAUGACCGUUUGGAGAAAAAAAAUCCCAUCCAGCUUUUUUAUUUUUGAGUUCCCUGUUGCCUUGAAUGCUUGAAAGUCAGAGAAUUCCGUGUUCUGAAUGCGGCAGAAAUUCACAUAUGACUGGGAUGUCCUGAUGGGGCCACAAGUGAAAUCACAUAAUGUAAAAAAAWAUAUAUAUAUUAUCUUGCUUCUCCAGUGACAUCAGAUCUGCGAACAUAAAUAUAUAUAUUUUUUUUGAUAAAUGCCACAGGGCUUUCUUGUCUCGACUGCAUCACGUGAUUCUGAGCAGAGGUGGUGGAUUUGUGAAGAUGGUUCACUUCAGGCUGUUUACCAUUGGGGGAAAACGUCAGUUUCAGUCUGCUGAACGGGGUGGAUCUCCCAUCGACACCAAUGUGAUAGAUAGCAGCUGCGUCUGGUCUACUUUAUUGACUAAUGUAACCAGAAAAUGAGGGCGUGGGAUGUCUCCCUGCUUCUUCAUCUUUGAUUUUGAGCACCAGGACCUAGUACUAUAUGAGGGGUGGGCGCUAACAGGGAAUGUUGUUUGACCUAGGGCAUGUUCAGGGGAAUUCCUACGCAGUGCGUAAAGCCCAGGCCAACAGUGCCCUGAACCUCAGAGUAGCGCCUCCUGGUGGGAGAAGAGCGGUAGGAAAUGCUUGAGUCAGUUCAGCAAAUCCCAGUCAAGGCUUGAGAUAUUACAUAUCACACAAUUGUCAAUAAACACGUUUGCCCCCAGUAAUUUCUUCUGUAUGGCUUUUACUCAUUUUUUAAAGAUGUGGGAGUGGCCUCGGGAUGAAACUGUUGUGCAACAGGUAUUUUUAGGUUGGAAUGUUCUAAAGCGACACCUGCUUUAGCCAACAAACUCAAUAGACAAGAUUUUAUUUUCUUCAUUCUUGCUUUGGAAUGAGACUAAAGCCAUUGAAUUACAUCAUUUGGGAAGUAUUCAAUGCCACAACACUUGAAUGACACAAUGUAUAUUGUGAUGGAAAGUUUACUGUGAAUUAUAUACUGGGUAGUUCGAGCCCUGCAUGCUGAUUGGCUGAAAGCCGUGGUAUAUCAGACCGCAUACCACAGGUAUGACAAAUCUAUUUUUACUGAUCUAAUUACAUUGGUAACCAGUUUAUAAUAGCAAUAAGGCGCCUUGGGGGUUUGUGCUAUGUUGGGCAUAUACCACACCUCGGGCUUCAUUGCUUAAUUAGAGCAUGCUGUGCAGAAUAGAAAAUAAAAUUUUACUUUUUGAUAAGUAAAGCCUUAAAAAUAAAUGGCAAAAACCAUGGCCCAACAUUAUUGCUUUUCAAAACAAAUUUAAUUUUUAAUUUUUUUUGAGUGCACAUACCUUUCUCCCUGUUCCAGCCUAUCCCCUGUGAAUGAAAAUAAUCCUUCUGCUUGUUUUCCACUUAGUCCUUGUGGUGGAUAUGAGUGGCUUAACUCAGCCAGAAGUUUACGUACCCGCUCAUCCUCCACUCUCUUGAAUGGUUUUCAUUUUGUCAUUACAUUUCCUCAAGUUGUAAAGUUAUCUAUUUGUUUUUAAAAUGUUGUAACGGUCCUCGAGAUCACCCAGAAUGCUUUGUAACCAAGAACAUCAUAUCAAAUAACACUGUGUCCGUAUCGUCUGUUAUGUGUGAGGGGUGUGCCAAGGUACAAUGGCGUUAUCCUGUGAAUAAACAUUCUUUGUAUAGAGAAACAAACGGAAAGAAAGAAAGAAGGUACUUUUCCAUACUGCGAGGAGGUUCAGGUCUAUGAGAGCUGUGUGACUGUGUUCUGCGAGUCAUGUAGUUGUGUGCAAAAUUGGAUGUAGACUUAACAUUUAUUUUUCAAUGCAGGUGUCACUGUUGUCAAUGUAAAUGUAUGCAUUUAAAAACAAAAACAUUCUGUGUAACUUGACCUGUGGAUGGUGGCCUUACAAGCAAAAGGACGUUUUGGCUCUUACUCGUCUUUCACCUCUACUCUCUUCUUCUUUUGGAUUAUUACUCCAGUUAAAUUGUGUUGUAGAAGAACAUGAUAAUAAUGUGAUUUGUCCCAACCUACACAUACACACAAUCAAAUGUAUUUUGUUCAAUCAUUUUCUUUCAGUAGUUUAUUUUAGUUUUUACAUGCUUUUGGAAAAAUAAAUGAAGAUGCUGGUGUUGAUAAGUGA